Messenger RNA from Lepus europaeus (European hare), 1781 nucleotides. It is a transcript of the gene PCOLCE2, whose product is annotated as procollagen C-endopeptidase enhancer 2. The transcript has 9 exons. Bases 28 to 1281 code for a protein of 417 amino acids. Gene Ontology annotation, molecular function: protein binding. The record is from RefSeq and is a predicted model, not a curated record. NCBI's taxonomy places the organism in Eukaryota, Metazoa, Chordata, Mammalia, Lagomorpha, Leporidae.
GUGGAGCCCGGAGCGUCUACACCGGCCAUGAGUCGCGCGAGCGCCUGGGCCCCGCUCUGCCUGCUGCUGGCCGCCGUCGCCCCGCUCUCCCGGCAGCAGCCCCCGGAGAGACCUGUUUUCACAUGUGGCGGCAUUCUUACGGGAGAGUCUGGAUUUAUUGGCAGCGAAGGCUUUCCUGGAGUGUACCCUCCAAAUAGCAAAUGCACUUGGAAAAUCACAGUCCCCGAAGGGAAGGUCGUUGUUCUGAACUUCAGGUUCAUAGACCUGGAGAGCGACAACCUGUGCCGCUAUGACUUUGUGGAUGUGUACAACGGCCACGCCAACGGCCAGCGCAUCGGGCGCUUCUGCGGCACGUUCCGGCCGGGAGCCCUCGUGUCCAGUGGCAACAAGAUGAUGGUGCAGAUGAUCUCCGAUGCCAACACGGCAGGCAAUGGCUUCAUGGCCAUGUUCUCUGCCGCCGAACCAAAUGAAAGAGGAGAUCAGUAUUGUGGAGGACGCCUUGAAAGACCUUCUGGCUCUUUUAAAACCCCCAACUGGCCCGACCGGGAUUACCCUGCAGGAGUCACUUGUGUGUGGCACAUCAUAGCCCCGAAGAAUCAGCUUAUAGAAUUAAAGUUUGAAAAGUUCGAUGUAGAGCGAGAUAACUACUGCCGAUACGAUUACAUGGCUGUGUUCAACGGCGGGGAAGUCAACGAUGCCCAGAGAAUCGGAAAGUACUGUGGCGAUAGCCCCCCAGCGCCAAUUGUAUCAGAGAGAAAUGAACUUCUUAUUCAGUUUUUAUCAGAUUUAAGCUUAACUGCAGAUGGAUUUAUUGGACACUACAAAUUCAGGCCAAAAAAACUGCCGACAACCACAGUGCCACCUGUUACCACCACAGUUCCUGUGACAGCGACAGCAGGUGUAAAACCCACCGUGGCCCUGUGUCAGCAGAAGUGCAGGCGGUCGGGGACUCUGGAGAGCAAUUAUUGCUCAAGUAACUUCGUAUUAGCUGGCACGGUCAUCACAACUGUCACUCGAGGCGGGAGCCUGCACGCCACGAUCUCGAUCAUCAACAUCUACAAAGAGGGCAGCCUGGCCAUUCAGCAGGCCGGCAAGAACAUGAGCGCCCGGGUCACUGCGGUCUGCAAGCAGUGCCCGCUCCUCCGCAGGGGUAUGAAUUACAUUAUCAUGGGCCAAGUGGGUGAAGACGGGCGAGGCAAACUCAUGCCAAACAGCUUCAUCAUGAUGUUCAAGACCAAGAAUCAGAAGCUCCUGAAUGCCUUAAAGAACAAGCAAUGCUAACGGCGAAGCGCGUCAACGCAAUCCGCAUCCUGUCACUGCUUCUGGAAGAUCUGGCUUCCUUCAGAAGAACAAACGGCUGCACACAUUGCAUUUCGAGCACUAUGGGACUCACUCACUCUUCACCUGAAGGGGGUCCGAGACUUCCAGUCCCGCAGCUGGAAGUCGUGCGCCUGCCCCGAGAGGACCAGACGCCUGCCACCUCCGCGUGCUCACGGGGAUCUGAAGGUUGCAAGCACGGGCAGCCUGGGAGCAGUUUAUUUAUGUUUUUGUCAGAGGAUAUUUUAGGACUGAGUUGUGUGAAGAUACGGAAAAGAGAUUUUAUAAGUGCAAUAUUUAUAUAGUGAUACUUGUGUUUCUUUCAAGCAUCUGCUCCAAGGUGUUAUUCUUCUCUUGCAUUUUUUAAAUCAAUGCUUAAUAAAAUAUUUUUAAGUGAUUACAUAACAACCAUUAAACUUAGUUCUGUAUAAAGAGGCACACUGUAAAAAGAAUAAACCCUUUUA